AUGCCCAACAAUGAUAACCGAUUUGCCAUUUUGGCCGAUGAUUUAGACGAUCUGCCAAAUUCUGACAAAGACAUUAUGAAGACCCCUAAGCCGCCUCCAAUCUACAUCAGAGAACAAAGUUCCAGCGCCCUCGUAAACAAAAUAAUGGAGCUUAUUGGGCAAGACAGUUUCCACAUAAUUCCCCUGACCAAGGGCAACAUCCAUGAAACAAAAGUGCAAGUCAAAACGGAAUUUCGAGGCUAUGCUUCUGAACAAUUGCUUGAGGUAAUUCGUGUUUUUGAGGCACCCAUUUCGGCUGGAAGAGAUAAUGAAGUGAUUGCGACAUUUUACGUUAUAAAAAAUGGUCGACAAUCAUUAUUGGGGCGAGACACAGCUAUAAAACUCAAUGUCCUUCGCUUGGGUUUGAAUGUCAACCACAUUGAAGAGCCUACACCGUUCCCGAAGUGGAAAGGCGUCAAAGUAAAGCUGUGCAUAGAUCCCGAGAUUAGACCAGUGCAACAGCCGGUAAGAAGAAUUCCGGUAGCUUUAGAGGAGAAAGUUCAUGCUAAGCCGGAGGAAGCCCUUAAACGUGACAUAAUCGAACCAGUUAUGGGUCCAAGUUCAUGGAUCUCUCCCAUCGUACUGGCAUUUAAAGAGAAUGGAGACAUUCGGAUAUGCUUAAAAGACGCAAAGUUCUUCUCCCGCCUUGAUCUUAAUGAUGCCUAUCACCAAUUGGAAUUGGAAGAGUCUAGUAGGGGGAUUACUACGUUUAUAACUUUAAAGGGGCUCUUCCGAUAUCAACGAUUGAUGUUUGGGGUGAAUUCAGCUCCUGAGAUUUUUCAGCGCCGGCUGGAACAACUGUUAGCUGCAUUUCCGAAUGCCAUGAAUUACAUCGAUGACGUGAUAAUUUUUGGUGCCAAUGAACACGAACAUGACGAAACAAACCGCACCCGCUUAAUAGCGGACGCAAGUCCUGUAGCUCUUGGAUCGGUCCUUCUGCAGUUUGAUGGUAAAGGCGAUCCGUUGAUUAUAUCAUUUGCCAGCAAAGCCCUGUCUGAGGUUGAAAGGCGCUACUCUCAAACGGAGAAAGAGAGUUUAGCACUUGUCUGGGCAGUAGAGAAAUUCUACUAUUACCUAGCUGGUCUACACUUCGAGCUGGUAACAGAUCAUAAGCCCUUAGAGGCUAUCUUCAAACCGACAUCGAAGCCCCCGGCUCGUAUUGAGAGAUGUCCAACUACCAACAGAAUGGAGUACAGCAUCCUGCGGGUAGUGGAAAGCGCUAUUCCCAAGUCAAUGACCAUCUCCGAGAUCGCUGAAUCGUCAUUGCGAGACGAAGAAGUUGUCGAUGCAAUACACAGUCUAGAGAAUAACUCUUGGGAACGAGAAAAAUCAACAAAAUUACAUCCAUUUCGAUUUGAACUGUCGACCAUAGGACCUCUCCUGCUAAGAGGAAACCGCAUUGUGAUCCCAACAAACCUUCGCAAACGGGUACUUGAAUUGGCACAUGAAGGACACCCAGGAGAAUCAGCUAUGAAACGCCGCCUAAGAUCCAAGGUAUGGUGGCCGUUGAUCGACAGAGAUGCGGAAGAAUUUGUUAAAAAAAUUGCAGAGACUGCCUCCUGGUAUCCCAGUCAAUAA
Molecule: messenger RNA, 1617 nt
Organism: Drosophila santomea
Lineage: Eukaryota; Metazoa; Arthropoda; Insecta; Diptera; Drosophilidae
Exons: 5
Coding region: 1-1617 (538 amino acids)
Source: RefSeq, a predicted model, not a curated record